Molecule: messenger RNA, 1470 nt
Organism: Ustilaginoidea virens
Lineage: Eukaryota; Fungi; Ascomycota; Sordariomycetes; Hypocreales; Clavicipitaceae
Exons: 8
Coding region: 1-1470 (489 amino acids)
Biological process (GO): cytoplasmic translation
Cellular component (GO): cytosolic large ribosomal subunit; ribosome
Molecular function (GO): structural constituent of ribosome; RNA binding
Source: RefSeq, a predicted model, not a curated record
AUGGCACCAUUGACCAGGAAACGGAAACAAAUCAGCCAUGAUGAUGAAAUCGAAGAUACCGCUGUGCCCGACAGAAACCCUGAUGGUUCGUGGUCGCAGCCAUGCUUCCGUACCAACUCACACGAGUUCAAGAAGACUCGGACAAGGCAGUUUGGCGAUGGUGAUGGCACUUCAUCUGUCCGGGACGCUAGACAUGCCUCCAAGCCAGUAACCACCGUGUCCUACGAUGAACGAGCAACUCCCCACGAGGCCAAAGUGGCUCUGGUAGGAAUGGCAGAAGGGGUCAAGAGGGCGUUGGAAACUGACGUGUUUUCCAAAAGUAGCACAAGCCAGGCUCUAUCCGAUAUCGAGACCUUGACUCUCCUCUUCGAGUUCCCGCUGGAGGUUCACCCAGUGCUGCCUUACUGGAACAUGUCUCGCCCCGACGCAGUGGAUGCGCUGACCAACGACGUCUACGAACAGGCGAAAUUGGCCUUGCUUGAUUAUCGACGGAGGGUGAGCGACUACGAACAGCUGGAUGGAUCGAGCAGUGACAUCACAUUCCCGUCUUGGAUCCAGUGGGAGAAGGAUAGCACCGAUCUUUACGAGCUGAACAGAAGCAUUAUGCUUCUGUCCAUCAAGAUUGUCGAGCAAAACGUCAUCCCGCACAUGGCUGGGUCCGUCCCGGAAAUGCGAGACGACGACGUGGAUCAAAUUGCGUGGGAGUUGCUGGACGCAUGUCGACCACGAAAGGAAACGGUAACGUGGGGAAGUGUGGCGCAGGCAAUACUGCAGACAUUGUCUGGAAUCGCGACGCUGCUGCCGAGGGGAAAAGACCUCGAAGCUCGCACGAAUUUCCGCCUAUCACUAUCCGCCAAGAUGGGUGCCCUCAAGUAUGUCGAGGAACUUCAGAAGAAGAAGCAGUCAGAUCUGAUGAGCUUCCUUCUCCGAGUGCGCUGCUGGGAAUACCGUCAACUGAACGUUAUUCACCGCGCCUCUCGCCCUUCGCGCCCUGACAAGGCUCGCCGCCUGGGUUACAAGGCCAAGCAGGGCUACGUGAUCUACCGAGUCCGCGUCCGCCGUGGAGGUCGCAAGCGCCCUGCCCCCAAGGGCGCCACCUACGGCAAGCCCACCAACCAGGGUAUCAACCAGCUCAAGUACCAGCGGUCUCUCAAGGCCACCGCCGAGGAGCGCGUCGGCCGCCGCUGCGCCAACCUCCGAGUCCUCAACUCGUACUGGAUCAACCAGGACUCCACGUACAAGUACUACGAGGUCAUCCUCGUGGACCCCCAGCACAAGGCCAUCCGCAUCGACCCCCGCAUCAACUGGAUCGUCAACCCGGUCCACAAGCACCGCGAGGCCCGCGGCCUCACCGCCACGGGCAAAAAGUCGCGCGGCCUCAACAAGGGCCACCGCUACAACAAGACCCGCGCCGGCCGCAGAAAGACCUGGCUGCGUCACAACACCACCUCCCUGUGGCGCUACCGAUAA